AUGACACUGCAGCAAUGUGAUACAUCCAACGAGAGGACGCGACUGAGAGAAAUGUACGAUGAUUAUUCUGAAGUUGGGAUCUGUACCAAAUACAGUUUGUUUUUCGAGAACUUUUUACUAUGGUUUGCGGGCACAUUUGUAACGGCACUGGGAGCUUACAUCCUAGUUGUAAAACAGAAGAAGGUAUAUGAUGUCCUCGACUUCCUUCUGGACCCUGCAUGUAUCUUGUGUUUAGGAGGUUCUGUGGCCACGGUGGUGUGCUUCAUAGGGUUAUGUGGUGCUCUACGCGAAAACACAUGCUUUCUGAAAACGUACUACCUGAUUCUCUGCCUGGCUCUGCUGGCCCAGCUCACGGCUGCCAUUCUGAUGAUCGUUUGCUAUUACGUCCCAGACUGGAAACACGCCAUAUUCCCCUCGGACACCUUCAAUCAAGCUAUUGUCAGAUACCGAGACGAUCCAGAUUUCCAGCAGCUCAUUGACAGCUUACAGACUGAGCUAGGAUGUUGCGGGGUCAGCGACAGUGAUGUGGGUUUCCUAGACUGGAACAACAACGUCUACUUCAACUGUUCCAUCGACAGUGAGAGUCCCGAGAAGUGCUCUGUGCCGUACUCAUGCUGCAGGAGGAUCCCUGGAGAGAAAAUGAACUACCGAUGUGGAACUGAUACGUUACAAAAUGAUGGCGGUGUGGAGCCCAAUCUGGCAAACACAUACAAGAUUUACACCACAGGUUGCUUCAGGGCUGUCGGAGAAUGGAUCAACGACCAUGUGCUGGUCGUUGGGGGUGUCAUGCUGGGCAUUCUUCUCCCUCAGAUUGUCGUUCUGUUUCUGACGAAGAAUCUCAUCCUUAUGAUCUACCUACAGAAAAGUAAAUGGUGA
Messenger RNA from Candidula unifasciata, 876 nucleotides. The record is from the annotation of a GenBank genome assembly. Lineage: Eukaryota; Metazoa; Mollusca; Gastropoda; Stylommatophora; Geomitridae.